Molecule: messenger RNA, 2445 nt
Organism: Closterium sp. NIES-65
Lineage: Eukaryota; Viridiplantae; Streptophyta; Zygnematophyceae; Desmidiales; Closteriaceae
Source: the annotation of a GenBank genome assembly
AUGCACUCCAGGUUCCUUGGCCACGAGCGGUACUUUCUGCUGGUCGUCGACGACUACACGCGCUACACCACAGUCUUCCCCUUGCGUACCAAGGGUGAGGUCCCUGAUGUCUUGAUCCCUUGGAUCCGUGCUGCUCGUCUCCAGCUCCGCCAGCGGUUCCAGUCGGACUUUCCUGUCCUACGUCUGCACUCUGACAGAGGUGGCGAGUUUUCCUCUGACCUCUUGGCAGCCUACUGUGCUGAGCACGGCAUCCGCCAGACGCUCACUCUCCCGGCCUCUCCGCAGCAGAAUGGGGCUGCUGAGCGCCGCAUUGGUGUCCCGUCGGUAGACCCCCUCCCCCCUCACGGUGCUGCUCCCUCAGGUGUUUCCCAGGUAGACCCGGUCGACCGUGUCGAGGUAGCUGUUGACUCGGGUCCUGUGCGAGGUACUGAGUGUGCUGAGCCUGGUGGUGCUGGGUCUGGGGGCACUGAGACUAGGGGUGCUGAGCCUGGGGGUGCGGAGACUAGAGGUGCUGGGCCUGGGGGUGCUGAGACUUUGGGUGCUGAGCCUGGAGGUGCUGAGACUGGGGGUGCUGUGACUGGGGGCACUGAGACUGGAGGUGCUGAGACUGGGGGUGCUGAGACUAGGGGUGCUGAGCCUGGUGGCGCUCCCUCCUCACAGCAGCUGCGUGAGUGGUACUCUCAGCGCUACAGCCUUCGUCGUGGCGCUGCUAGAGCUGGGGAGUCUGCUGGCGUCGGGGCUGGUGGCCUCGCAGGUGCAGUGUCGCAGCCACAGCCUCCCUGCCCUCAGCGGCUACGUGAGUGGUACGCUCGGCGCUGUAGCCUCAGGAGUGGAGCUCCUAGCAUUGAGGUACCGCCUGCUGGAGGUUUUGCUAACCCUGGUUCUGCUGGAGGUGCUGCUGGUGCUACUGGAGGUCCUAGAGGUACUGCUGGUACUGCUGGAGGUCCUGGAGCGGCUGGAGGUGCUGCUGGUGCUGCUGGACGCCCUAGAGCUAUUGGAGGUGCUGCUGGUGCUGUCUCUGCUCCUUCUGGGGGCGCUUCACGGCCGCGGGCGUACUUUGUUCCGCUCCUUCAGCAGGUUCUUGGUCAGCCGCCUCCUCCUAGUCCUCCUCCCUCCUUAGAGUGUCCUCCGCCUGUCCAGUCACAGUCCCUGCUCCCGCCUGCCUCGCCACUUCCUGGUCCUUCUCCCUACACUGGUCCGACAGGCGGUCUUACAGAGCGUUGUGAGCCUGAGUCUCGUCCUGUGUCGCCUGUGUCACCUGCUUGUGCUACUCGCACUGGUCACCGUGGUCCGAGUGAGCGUCCUCCACCUGUGCCUGGCACACACUUUAUGACUCUGCGUCCUUCCACUCCUCCACAGCGUGUCCCUCUGCCGUCUACUCCUGAGUCCUCUCUUCCUGUCCUUGCUGACUGUGAGUCUGACUCUCUUCGUGCUGCCAGUCCUACUCUCACGCGUCUCCUAGCCACUGCUGUCACAGACCCUUCCUUUGAGUCUGCUGCUGCGUCUGCCCUAGUUGCUGAGCUUGUCGACUUUGCUGCUCACUAUCGUCUAGACUACGCUGCCAGCACGGACGUCCUUGAGGACAGACAGGAGGACCUUGAGUGUCUUGCAGCCGCUGCGCCUCAUCUCGUGUCCAUGCUGAUUGCCCCUGAGGGAGACCCGGAUGCUCCAGACAUCACGACCCCGCGCUCUUACACUGAGGCGAUCGCGGGUGAGUGCUCCUCUCAGUGGCAGGUGAAGCGGUUGCCGGGUUCUCCGCCUGUCUUCAUGGCUCGUUACGUGGCUCGAGGCUUCAGUCAGCGACAGGGAGUAAACUUCUUUCAGACCUUCUCUCCCACCCCGAAGAUGACCACUCUUCGGGUGCUACUGCACGUUGCUGCUCAGCGUGACUACGAACUUCACUCUCUUGACUUCAGCACAGCUUUCUUGCAGGGCAGCGUGCACGAGGAGAUCUGGCUGCGCCGCCCUCCUGGCUUCACUGGGUUGUUUCCUCCUGGUACCCAAUGGAGCCUCCGGUGGCCAGUCUACGGUCUCCGCCAGGCGCCACGUGAGUGGCACGACACACUGAGGACUACUCUUGCGGCACUUGGGUUUGCGCCCUCUACUGCUAACCCGUCGUUGUUUCUGCGCACUGACACUUCGCUGUCGCCGUUCUACAUCCUUGUGUACGUCGAAGACUUGGUCUUUGCCACUGCUGACACUAAUGCUCUCGCCCACGUGAAGUUGGAGCUGCAGAAGAGACACACGUACACAGACCUGGGUGAACUGCGCAGCUACCUUGGCUUGCAGAUCACCCGGGACAGAGCACGCCGCACCAUUACACUGACUCAGUCACACAUGGUGCAGCAGGUCCUUCAGCGCUUCGGCUUCACCUGGUCCUCAGCACACGCCACUCCUCUGGCUAUAGGUCACUCGCUCUCAGCUCUGCCUUCGGAUGAUCCGUAG